UUUCGGAGCUUGACUCGAACAAGCUCUAACAUCCACCUUUGGAAUUACGUUCUAGAUAUACGUCAGCAACACUAGACAGCUAUUUAAUCAUCGACGCAUAUGAUUUUGAAAAUUCUACUAUUCUUUCCCACGAAUCAUUCUUACAACAUAAAUUCCAUGCCAAGAUCCCUAAAUACCUCUCAAGAUCUCCAACAUUAUUCAUCAAACACCCUCCCUUUCACUAAUAAUUUGGAAAUCACUAUUAACCAAAAUGGGGUUGUGCAAGGUUUCGUUUUCUUUAUUUUGUAUGUUGGGUUUGGUGACGGUGGGUCAUAUGGCCAACGCUCAAGACUCACAUGCAGACUACGUGAACGCACACAACGCUGCAAGGGCACAAGUGGGUGUUCCAAACUUGGCUUGGGAUGAUACCGUUGCUGCUUAUGCACAAAAAUAUGCUAAUCAACGGAAAGGUGAUUGCCAACUGGUCCACUCGAACGCCAAUGAUGGAAAAUACGGAGAGAAUAUUGCGAUGAGCACUGGUGACCUAAGUGGCACAGAUUCUGUGAAAUUGUGGGUUGAUGAGAAAGCCUACUAUGACUAUGAUUCUGACUCUUGUGCAGACGGUCAGAUGUGUGGCCACUACACUCAGGUUGUUUGGAGAGACUCUGUUCGUGUUGGAUGUGCCAAAGUAAGAUGUGAUAAUGGAGGCACUUUCGUCACUUGCAACUAUUCUCCCCCCGGCAACUAUGUUGGCCAAAAACCCUACUAGCUUCUUUCAAUUUCUGCUACCAUGUUAAGAAUAAGUUUUAAAAUCGUGAAUUUAGCUAUACGUACGUCAGGACUAUGAAUUCAUGUUAUGAUAAAGACUAUGAAUUCAUGUUAUGAUAUUUUUGUAUGUGAUGUAAUACAUGUGAGUACAUUCAUAACUCGCAUAAUCUAUAAUUAUUAAUAAAAGAAAUAUAUUUUUAAAUAA
Cajanus cajan (pigeon pea) is the source of this 952-nucleotide messenger RNA. Its product is annotated as pathogenesis-related protein 1. Lineage: Eukaryota; Viridiplantae; Streptophyta; Magnoliopsida; Fabales; Fabaceae. Gene Ontology annotation, cellular component: extracellular region. The record is from RefSeq and is a predicted model, not a curated record.